Molecule: messenger RNA, 558 nt
Organism: Acanthosepion pharaonis
Lineage: Eukaryota; Metazoa; Mollusca; Cephalopoda; Sepiida; Sepiidae
Source: the annotation of a GenBank genome assembly
AUGUCUGCGGAGUUUCCUAAUUUAGUUCAUAUAUUAUCGCUUUCAUUUUUUUUUUCGUUACUUUCUUUCAUUCAUUGCUUCUUACAUUCGGUUUAUUUUUCUUUCUUAUUUUCCUUCUUUAUUUAUUUAUUUACUUCCUUCAUUGAUUCUCUCUUUCAUUCUUUUUUCUUUAUUUCAUUACUUUCAUUCAUUCCUUAUUUUUUGUUAGCCUUCUUCUUUCUUUCUUGCUUUUUUUUUCAUUCUUCAUUUACUUCCUACCAUUUGCUUUCUUUCUUUUCUCUUUCUUCCUUUUUUUCUUUCUUUAUUUAUUUUGUUAUUUCCUUUUUUUUCAUAUUUCUUUGCUUCAGUCCCCACAUAAUGUCAUAUAGUCAUUUUUUUUUACUUUCUCCAUUAUCUCUUCGUUUCUAUUCAAUAUUACUUCUAUCUAUCUUUAUUCCCGUUCUUACUCAUUAUCAAUCUCACCCUGUCUCUUUCCCUAUCCAUUUUUCACCCUUCUUCAUGCAGCACCAUCAACAAUUCUCUACACUCAUAGCAGAAAGGUUUAAGAGACGACUUUAG